Molecule: messenger RNA, 2793 nt
Organism: Symbiodinium natans
Lineage: Eukaryota; Dinophyceae; Suessiales; Symbiodiniaceae
Source: the annotation of a GenBank genome assembly
AUGGCAGUUCUAAAGUGGUUUGUGCUGGCCUUGUCAGUGCAAACAGCUCGAGCUUCGCGUGCAGCUGUGGAUUACGAAGCUGCAACAGAACGUGACAAGGAUGACUAUCAUGCAGAAACACAGUCCUUUGCUGACGAUUGCCGGGGUCUUGCAGAAUCUGAGUGCAACGGCUGGGAAGGCUGCGUGUGGGAGAAGCGAGCCUGUCGCUCAACUUGCAUGGACCACGGCAGGUCAACAUGCCCGGGUGUAAUAUGCCGUUGGACGGCUGUAGCCAGCAAACAUAUAUGCAUCCCGCGCCAAGAAUCGGAGACCUGUGCGGCCUACUACCCCCUGGGCAAAGAAAAAUGUGUAGAACAUGAUUGCAGUUGGGAUGAUGCAAAUCACACCGGCGGGGCCUACUUAGCGUGCUUGCCUUUCUGUGAUCGCUACACUGCAGCGGAAUGCCCAGAGCCAGAUUGUGAGCAGUCGCUUGGAGCUUGCGUUGCCACUGUGCCCAAGCCCCUACCAGAUGUGCAGGUCACAGAACUCCGUGAUUGCAAGAAAGUGCACGAACCUGAUUGCAACAGCGCAGGCAGCUGUGUUUGGGAGAAAGGAGCUUGUCGCUCAACUUGCAAGAAUCAUAGCUCAUCAAAUUGCCCAGGCGUGGAAUGUCGCUGGGGGCUGAAACGCUGGUAUGUCUUGUUCGACGGUGAAUGCCUACUGCGCAAGCAGUCCGAGGCGUGCUGGCAGUAUCAUUCUGACCGACAAGAAUGUCGAGAGAAGGAUUGCGACUGGGUACAAAACGGCUACCCAGGAAUGUCGUACAGCUACUGCCUCCCAAAGUGCCACCGAUACAGCCAAAAGGCAGAGUGCCCAGAGACGGAAUGUCAGUGGAAAGAAGAGAUUUGUCAUCCCAAGCACUUACCAGAGGACGUUUCAUGUUCAGAUCUCAACGUUAGACAGUGCGGUUAUUUGCUUCCUGGCAAGUGUGACGUGCUCGAGCUUCCGAAGAGCCGCUUCAAACGUUUUUUCGGGAUUAGAGGACACGAGGUCUGCGAAACCCAUUCAAUCAUCAACUACUAUCGCGAGUUCAAGAAGUUUGCUGUUCACAAUGCAACACGCGCAGUUCCAGACCUGCUCCCGAGUUGCAGGCAACAUGAGACUCAGGAAGAUUGUCAAAAUCAAGUUCUUUGCGAGUGGAGGGCCUUUCGUUGGGAUGACCACAAGACGUCUGAGGCUCGUUGCACCGUGAAAUGGGAAGCGGACGUUUUAGUACAGACCCGGGCUGUCAAAGAAGCCAGCAAUCCAACCAGGCGCCUUGCGGGUGCUGCUGGCGCAGCAAUAAGCCUUCCAGUUGCCGCGGUGAUGGGGCUUGCUGGGGCAGCAGGGGUGGCUUUAAUCUAUGGCAUUAUGACUGUCGGAUACACUCUGACCAUGGGUGUAGCGUUUCCGCCUUCUCUCCUGUUUUUGCCCUUUGCAGCUAUUGGUAUGGCUUUGGGGAUCCUGUUUUUUGGAGCGCUUGCUGGGUAUGCAGUCGUCAAAGCCUGUGGCAGGCAGGUGUUCGAGUUGGCCAGCAUGUCUUCCAUGAAGUGGGCACAGGUGAAAGUGGCGUCAGGCAACUUUUGCCAGAAACUCUUCGAAGGAGUCAGUCCACUCCGUGAAUCUUCUGUUCGGACCGUGUCGGACAGGCUGAUAAAGGCAGACAGGCAGUGUGCAGCAAAGCUCUCCAACAAUGGGACAAAGCUGCACUCAGUAUCACGUACACGUGAAAGGCCUGGGUGGAUGGCAGCCCAGGACAGCAUCUGCAAGGACUUGUGCAUCGACCUUGUGGAUACCAUCCAUCACAACAUGGCAAACAUCAUGGUUGCAGGUGGCACGAAGAAUGUGCUCAAGGCCUGUGCCGCCAUGGUGAUCCAGCCCGUCGAGUCUCACAUCUUGAGCUGUUGUGGCGAAGCAUGUGGCUGGAAUAAGCUGACAGGGUUCUGCGAGAACUGGUUUUUUAUGUCUUCUGCAGACAAGUCUUUGUGGCUGGACGAGUGUUGCAGUGAGAUUCAGAUUGUGGAAGGCUCAGAUCGCCAGAUCAUGUGUAACAGCGUGGCCACUUUGGCAGAAAGGAAGGAGUUAACAAAAGAAGACAUCAAAGAGACAGAUCUGGGGCUUCAGUUCAAGCUCGGCCACAGCCCUGAAAAGGAUGACAAAAAAAUUACAGGAUGGCUAAGGAGCUUCGGCUCUAAGAUGAAAAGUGCUUGGAGCACACUGUUUGGUUCAAAGGAAGGGCAGACUGCCUUCUUGCAGAACGUCACACCUUAUCACGUCCCAGAAGAAUCUGUGGCUUCAGGUCUCGAGCUAAAGGAGGAACAGAGCAACGACGGCCGCAUCCCAGGCUUCGAUGCCUUUGAUGAUGGUGAUGAUGAUGACGAGGACGGCUCAUCAUGUGCACAGCGCUUGGAGUGCGGAGCGUUGACUGCGGCAGUCCAAAAUGCCUGCAAAGUGAAAGACUCCUGGAGCCGGAUGCAGCCUGCAACAAAUCCUUUAUGCGAGCGUGAGUCUAAGGAAGUGUCGGACGCAGACCACUGCUUCGAGUUCGGGAAGUCUGUGAAGGAUGCCGUGGUGCUGACCUUCGCGAUCGAGCAAUUCUCAGAGGGCUCGGGGUACAGUCUCACAUGCUACGCCCACACAGAGACCAACUUUGAGCCGUGUCAUAGCUAUCUGCCAACACCGACAGCCAUCACCCACCACAUGAUGAGAGAUCCAGUUGCCACGGACCUCAGGAGCUAUUAUUUUCUGCGCGACUUGACCAACAGACCUAAGUGA